AUGAGUGAAGAUAAUGGGGGCCGGUGUGAACCAGAUAAUGGGGGCCGGUGUGAACCUGAUAAUGGGGGCCGGUGUGAACCUGAUAAUGGGGGCCGGUGUGAACCAGAUAAUGGGGGCCGGUGUGAACCUGAUAAUGGGGGCCGGUGUGAACCAGAUAAUGGGGGCCGGUGUGAACCAGAUAAUGGGGGCCGGUGUGAACCAGAUAAUGGGGGCCGGUGUGAACCUGAUAAUGGGGGCCGGUGUGAACCAGAUAAUGGGGGCCGGUGUGAACCAGAUAAUGGGGGCCGGUGUGAACCAGAUAAUGGGGGCCGGUGUGAACCAGAUAAUGGGGGCCGGUGUGAACCAGAUAAUGGGGGCCGGUGUGAACCAGAUAAUGGGGGCCGGUGUGAACCAGAUAAUGGGGGCCGGUGUGAACCAGAUAAUGGGGACCGGUGUGAACCUGAUAAUGGGGGCCGGUGUAAGCCUGAUAAUGGGGGCCGGUGUGAACCAGAUAAUGGGGGCCGGUGUGUGAACCAGAUAAUGGGGGCCGGUGUGAACCAGAUAAACCAGAUGGGGGCCGGUGUGAACCAGAUAAUGGGGGCCGGUGUGAACCAGAUAAUGGGGGCCGGUGUGAACCAGAUAAUGGGGGCCGGUGUGAACCAGAUAAUGGGGGUGAACCGGUGUGAACCAGAUAAUGGGGCCGGUGUGAACCAGAUAAUGGGGGCCGGUGUGAACCAGAUAAUGGGGGCCGGUGUGAACCAGAUAAUGGGGGCCGGUGUGAACCAGAUAAUGGGGGCCGGUGUGAACCAGAUAAUGGGGGCCGGUGUGAACCCAGAUAAUGGGGGCCGGUGUGAACCAGAUAAUGGGGGCCGGUGUGAACCAGAUAAUGGGGGCCGGUGUGAACCAGAUAAUGGGGGCCGGUGUGAACCAGAUAAUGGGGGCCGGUGUGAACCAGAUAAUGGGGGCCGGUGUGAACCAGAUAAUGGGGGCCGGUGUGAACCAGAUAAUGGGGCCGAUAAUGGGGGCCGGUGUGAACCAGAUAAUGGGGGCCGGUGUGAACCAGAUAAUGGGGGCCGGUGUGAACCAGAUAAUGGGGGCCGGUGUGAACCAGAUAAUGGGGGCCGGUGUGAACCAGAUAAUGGGGGCCGGUGUGAACCAGAUAAUGGGGGCCGGUGUGAACCAGAUAAUGGGGGCCGGUGUGAACCAGAUAAUGGGGGCCGGUGUGAACCAGAUAAUGGGGGCCGGUGUGAACCAGAUAAUGGGGGCCGGUGUGAACCAGAUAAUGGGGGCCGGUGUGAACCAGAUAAUGGGGGCCGGUGUGAACCAGAUAAUGGGGGCCGGUGUGAACCAGAUAAUGGGGGCCGGUGUGAACCAGAUAAUGGGGGCCGGUGUGAACCAGAUAAUGGGGCCGGUGUGAACCAGAUAAUGGGGGCCGGUGUGAACCAGAUAAUGGGGGCCGGUGUGAACCAGAUAAUGGGGGCCGGUGUGAACCAGAUAAUGGGGGCCGGUGUGAACCAGAUAAUGGGGGCCGGUGUGAACCAGAUAAUGGGGGCCGAUAAUGGGGGCCGGUGUGAACCAGAUAAUGGGGGCCGGUGUGAACCAGAUAAUGGGGGCCGGUGUGAACCAGAUAAUGGGGGCCGGUGUGAACCUGAUAAUGGGGGCCGGUGUGAACCUGAUAAUGGGGGCCGGUGUGAACCUGAUAAUGGGGGCCGGUGUGAACCAGAUAAUGGGGGCCGGUGUGAACCUGAUAAUGGGGGCCGGUGUGAACCAGAUAAUGGGGGCCGGUGUGAACCAGAUAAUGGGGGCCGGUGUGAACCAGAUAAUGGGGGCCGGUGUGAACCAGAUAAUGGGGCCUGGCCUGGUGUGGCUUGGCCUGAGCAUUAG
Molecule: messenger RNA, 1863 nt
Organism: Procambarus clarkii (red swamp crayfish)
Lineage: Eukaryota; Metazoa; Arthropoda; Malacostraca; Decapoda; Cambaridae
Product: S-antigen protein-like
Source: RefSeq, a predicted model, not a curated record